UUCCCAAAUCCCAUGUGAGUUUUAUUUUGAAAAUGUUGAGUUUAAUUUUUGUAGAAUUUUUAACAUAAUAUCAUUAUGGCAGAUGAUUCUAUAUUCGACAAGAAAAAGUCCCAUCGGGCAAAGCAUGCCGGUCGCAAGGCAGAGAAGAAGAAAAAGAAAAACCAAGUCGACACAUCUAACCUAAGUGCGAGGCAAAGGAAUCCUAAAGCGUUCGCUAUACAGUCGGCUGUGAGAGCCGAGAGACAGUUUCGUCGACGGGAAGAUGUCAUAUCUAAGAAGCAGCACAUUCCUCAAGUGGAUAAAACACCGUUGGAGCCUCCGCCCAUCGUAGUGGCCGUGGUGGGACCGCCGCGAGUGGGCAAGACGACUCUCAUCAGUAACUUGAUAAAGAGUUUCAUUAAAACCAAUGUGACUAGCACCAACGGUCCCAUAACUAUAGUCACGUCUAAGAAGCGUCGCCUCACGCUGAUAGAAUGUAACAACGACGUCAACUCCAUGAUAGACAUCGCCAAGUGCGCGGACCUCGUGCUGCUGCUAUGCGACGCCAGCUUCGGGUUCGAAAUGGAGAUAUUCGAGUUCCUCAACAUAUGCCAAGUUCACGGCAUGCCCAAAAUCAUGGGAGUUCUAACCCAUCUUGACAUGAUUAAAAAUGCUAAGAAAUUGAAAAUGACCAAGAAAACUCUAAAACAUCGUUUCUGGACGGAGGUGUAUCCUGGAGCCAAGCUAUUUUACUUGUCUGGUAUAAUACAUGGUGAAUAUCUCAGGAACGAAAUAAAGAACCUGUCAAGGUUUAUAUCAGUGAUGAAAUUCCGUCCCUUGAGUUGGCGUAUGACACAUGCAUACCUGUUAGCUGAUAGAUUGGAAGACAUAACAAAUCAGGAAGCUAUAAGAAAGGACCCAAAAAUUAACAGAGAUGUUGUGUUAUAUGGGUAUGUUAGAGGAGUUCCGCUGUUGAAGGAGUCAAUGGUGCAUAUAGCAGGUGUAGGUGAUAUGAAGAUUAGUGAACUGUCAUAUUUGCCAGACCCAUGUCCUUUGCCGAACAGUGAAAAGAAGCGUCACUUGAUGGAGAGGGAGAGGCAAAUCUAUGCCCCAUUUUCUGGUGUAGGAGGAAUCGUAUAUGACAAAGAUGCUGUGUAUAUAGAGCUUAAGGGAUCUCAUUCUCACAAGCAGGAAGAUGAAGAAACCAACGAGAAAAAAGAACUGCUCAAAAAUGUGGUCGAGUCAAAAGAAACAGUGGAUGAGCAAAUGCAAGAAUCAGGUUUCAGACUGUUCAGUGGUGGUGCUGUUAUCUAUCCAGAUAUGUUGAAAGAUGAUGAAUAUUUACAAAGCAAUAAAGAACAUGAAAAAUCUGAAGAUUCUGCAUCUGAUGAUGAGGGAAGUGAUUCAGAUAAUGAUAGUGGCAUUGAGCAGAGUCAAAAAGACACUGCUGCUAAGAGUUCUAAAUUGCCUUGGGAUAAUAAUUCUGGGUCUGAGGGAGAAGAUGACAGUGGAGAUGAUGAUAAUAAAAAUAAAGAAGAUUCUGACUCAGAUGAAGAGGCCAAUGAACAAGAUUUUAGCACAAAGUGGAAGGAAAAAAUGGCAGAAAAUGCCACUACUGCUUACUUUGAAAGACAAAGAACUUCAAAAAAUAUUAUGAAAUUAGUGUAUGGAGAGUUUGAAAUUGGAAACAAAACUAAGGAGCAAGAGGAAAAUGAUUCGUCUGAUGAUGAAUCAGAUGAGGAAUCUGGACCUUUUAUUAAAAAAGUAACAAACUCUGAAAAAAAGAAACAAAAAGAAAAGGAUCAGCUAGAUCUAGAUGAAUGUUCAUUCUUUUAUUCCAUAGACAAACCUGUACUAAGGGAUUGGGCCAGUGAAGCAAAUAAACAGCUUAUUAUAAACAGUUUUGUCACUGGUAAAAGGUCAGCUGAUGAAGAUGCCGAAGAGCUUUUGAAAUUAGAUGAUGCUAGUGAUGGUGAAGAAGAACUCUAUGGAGACUUUGAAGACUUGGAGACAGGUGAGAAACAUGUUGAAGAGAAGAAGACCGAAAAUGUUGACGAAACCGGCUUUAAAAGAAAAGCAGAACCGACUAAAUCAGAAAUUAUGGAAAAGAAGCUAAAGUUGAAAGCCAAGUUUGAUUCUGAAUAUGAUAACCCUGAGGAUCACAGAAUAAAAGGUGAUCACUCAUAUUAUGAGAACUUAAAGGCAGAAGCAUUGAAACAGUCAGAACUAAAUAAAUCUGUAUUUGAAAAUCUAGACAAUGGUUUAAGAAUUGAGGUGGAAGGAUUUAGGCCAGGUUUGUAUGUGAGGAUGUUGUUCAAAAAUAUGCCUUCAGAAUUUGUUACUAAUUUUGAUGCAUCCUAUCCAAUUUUGAUUGGUGCUUUAAACAUGGCUGAACAAAAUAUUGGUUUCGUAUCAUGUAAAGUUAAAAAACAUAGAUGGUACAAGAAAAUUUUAAAGACAAAUGACCCAUUGAUUAUAUCACUGGGUUGGAGACGAUUCCAAACCCUACCUAUUUACUCAAAAGUAGAAGACGAUUUAAAGUGUAGAUAUUUGAAAUACACACCAGAGCAUGUCACAUGUAAUAUGCACUUUUAUGGGCCAAUUACACCACAGAAUACUGGCUUUCUCGCUUUGCAAACUGUGAACAAUAAUCCAAACGAAAUCAAACAGCUGGGUUUUAGAAUAGCGGCGACGGGUAGCGUCAACGAAAUAAACAAGUCGACGCAAAUAAUGAAAAAAUUAAAACUGGUUGGUACACCAUUAAAAAUUUACAAGAAAACAGCAUUUAUCAAGGACAUGUUUACUAGUACCUUAGAAGUAGCGAAGUUCGAAGGUGCGCGAAUCAAAACCGUGUCGGGAAUUCGAGGGCAAAUUAAAAAGGCUUUGAAUAAACCCGAGGGAGCUUUUCGAGCGACCUUUGAAGAUAAAAUACUUAUGAGUGACGUGAUCUUCUGUCGGACAUGGUUCAAAGUGGAUGUCACAAAGUUUUAUGCUCCCGUUGUAAAUCUAUUGCUGCCAGUCGGCAACAAGAAUGCAUGGCAGGGAAUGAAGACUAAGGGCCAACUCAAACGAGAGAAGAACAUCAAGAGCGAGGCCAACAAAGACUCCAUGUACACAGAAAUAAAGAGGGAACCCAAAGUGUUCAAACCUCUUGUUAUACCCAAAGAGUUACAGAAAGGUCUACCCUACAGAUUUAAGCCUAAAGUCAAUAAAACGACUCUUUCAAAUAAGGAUACAAAGGAUAUGUUUAAGGAUAGAAUAGCUGUAGUAAGGAGCCCACAUGAGCAGAAGGUAUCAAAUGUUAUGAAGAUGCUAAGUACUAAUUACCAGAAGAAGCAGGAAGUUCAGAAAGAGAAGACAGCACAGAGGUUGUCUCUGUUCAAGAAAAAACAGGACGAAGAGGAGUGGCGUAAGAUUAAACGACAGAAAGAACUGAAGAAGAAAAUAUGUCGGCAUAUUAGUAAAAUGUCCAAUAAAAAGGAAAAACAAAUGUAAAUUAGAAUUAAUAAAUAAGUUCAU
This is a messenger RNA of Aricia agestis (brown argus), 3498 nucleotides long. Its product is annotated as ribosome biogenesis protein BMS1 homolog. NCBI's taxonomy places the organism in Eukaryota, Metazoa, Arthropoda, Insecta, Lepidoptera, Lycaenidae. Gene Ontology annotation, molecular function: GTP binding; GTPase activity; U3 snoRNA binding. The transcript has 2 exons. Gene Ontology annotation, biological process: endonucleolytic cleavage of tricistronic rRNA transcript (SSU-rRNA, 5.8S rRNA, LSU-rRNA); maturation of SSU-rRNA from tricistronic rRNA transcript (SSU-rRNA, 5.8S rRNA, LSU-rRNA); ribosome biogenesis. The coding region runs from base 76 to 3474 and encodes 1132 amino acids. Gene Ontology annotation, cellular component: 90S preribosome; nucleus. The record is from RefSeq and is a predicted model, not a curated record.